Messenger RNA from Striga asiatica, 543 nucleotides. NCBI's taxonomy places the organism in Eukaryota, Viridiplantae, Streptophyta, Magnoliopsida, Lamiales, Orobanchaceae. The record is from the annotation of a GenBank genome assembly.
AUGUCUGAGCGGUUGAAAGAGUCGGUCUUGAAAACCGAAGUAUUGAUAAGAAUACCGGGGAAUCUAACCCUACUGCUGCUAAUGAGAUCCGUAUGCUUUCAAAGAGAAAAUGGAAGUGGGAACCGUUCUGAUCAUCCUCAGGCUGGUGAGGACGUUAAUGGGUCUCCUCUGAUAAGGAGGUACAUGGGACUUCGGGGGCGGUUCUUGGUGCGAAUCCUGCGUCCUACAAAGAUAUGCUGUCAGGUGCCAAUCAAAGUCGACGAUUCGGCUUGGCAGGAGUGGACAGAGAACGAUGAUGGGGAUCCCAUGUGUUUUGAUGAGGCGAUUUCUGAUGAUGAAGAAAGUGGUGAUCCGGGAAGAGAAGGCCUUGCUAAGGAAGCCGUGGCUUUGAGGCUUUCAAACUCUCUCUUCUCGAGUGAAACAGCUGUGGCAACUGGACGGGAGGGAACAGAGCAGCACCCUAGGGUGCGAAUGAAGCUGCGCGAAGUGAGAGGGAGGACUGACUCAAAGAAAAGAAAGAUCGGGGGAAAGAUGGAAUCUUGA